AUCAGCUAAAAAUUCCCAAAGUUGUGAGUUCUGAAUUCAAAUUACUAUUAGCAUAUUAUAGUAUCGUCGAUUAAACAAAGGAUGGCUGAUGUAGCAGCAAAGGAACGCAAGAUCUUAAUCGCCGUAGAUGAGAGUGAAGAGAGCAUUUACGCUCUUUCAUGGUGUAUAGAGAACAUACUCACCGGGAAUUCCAAUGAUACCCUUAUCCUUCUCUACUCAGUACCACCUCGAGCUGUUUACUCUACCUUAGACGGAUCAGGUGAGAAAGAUCACCCUGAAGGGUAUUUGUUUUCAUCUGAUAUAUUGGCGACCAUGGAGAGGUACAGCUCUGGAGUUGCACAGUGUGUUAUGGAGAAGGCGAAAAGAGCCUGCGAGGCUUUGAAUGGGGUUAAGGUGGAGACGAUUGUAGAGCAUGGUGAUGCUAGGGACGUGAUCUGUCAGGCGGCGGAGAAGUUGCACGUCGACAUGCUCGUCAUGGGAAGCCAUGGCUAUGGUGUCAUAAAGAGGGCUUUUCUUGGGAGUGUGAGCAACCACUGCGCGCAGAAUGUGAAGUGUCCAGUCCUAAUUGUGAAAAAGCCAAAAACUGAUGGCAGAAGCAAAUAGAUUUGUUGUACGUUAUGGAAUUUGUAAUUGUUCGUCUAAUGUAAAAUUAAGUAGGCAGGGUUGUGUUUUUUCCUUGAUUUAUGUACCUUUUGAAUCAAACUUGGUUAAUAAUUGUAUGGUUGGUUUUUAAAUGUUAAAGAGGCAAUUUAUGAAGUGUAUUUUUGUGUAAUAACUGCAAAAUGUACAGUUAUGGUUGUCAUCCCUCAUUGCAGAAGG
Molecule: messenger RNA, 819 nt
Organism: Solanum lycopersicum (tomato)
Lineage: Eukaryota; Viridiplantae; Streptophyta; Magnoliopsida; Solanales; Solanaceae
Product: universal stress protein A-like protein
Source: RefSeq, marked validated